Carassius auratus (goldfish) is the source of this 1317-nucleotide messenger RNA. RefSeq lists its product as uncharacterized. The transcript is spliced from 7 exons. The coding region runs from base 57 to 1265 and encodes 402 amino acids. NCBI's taxonomy places the organism in Eukaryota, Metazoa, Chordata, Actinopteri, Cypriniformes, Cyprinidae. The record is from RefSeq and is a predicted model, not a curated record.
CUGUUUUGUCGUAUGAGGAAGUAAACUACAUUAAGAGAGAAAAACACAAUGAAACCAUGGCCUCCAGAAUUAAUCUCUCUGAAGAACAUGACACACAGAUAAAGACACUCAAGAGUCAGAUUCAGGGGGGUGAAUCAGAUUUAUCUGAAAACAUGGAUGUGUCUGUGAGGAAAAACCCAGCGAUGGAUGUUUCAGAUCUCUGCAGAGAGGAAGACUCUUCUGUUGAGUCCAGUCUGUGUCAGAAUGAAUCUCCUGAACCCAGCUGUGUGUCCAUCAAGAGUGACCGGUCAAUGGAUCCUCCACUUAAGUUCAACUCGGGAAAUUCAUCUGCUGAUCUGAGUGCGUGCCACACCAGCUCGAUGGGAAUAAAAUCUGGUGAUCUGGAAGUGAGAAAAAUUGAAAGUGAAUUGCUGGGAAUCGAGUACCUUUACAGCCAGACUGACAAAAUACUGACUCCAGUGCUCCAGAACCCAGAGGAGGAAGACCGGCUGGUGGAGGAGGUUGAUGAUCAGGACCUGCUAGAUGAGGGGUUUGAGGAAGAGAGCAUGGAGGACAUCACAGUUCCAGUGCUGUAUGAGGAUGACCCCUGCCGUGAUCUCAGAAACAGCCCCUCAUCUUUGCCUCUGCCUCAGUCCCCAGCAUCACUGGCUGAGCCGUCCACAUCAUCUGGAGGAGAGGGACAGCAUCUCGCCCCUGCCUCUUCAGUGCUGUCACAGCCAUCUGACACUGGAAGCAGUGUCUCCGGCGAGGCUCAGGGAGCAGUCAUUGGACCUGAUGGCAUCGCUGGGUGGGACAAGGUCCAGGAUCUGGCUGGUUUCCUGGUGGGUCUUCGUGAGGCUCCUUACCUCACCAACCUGCAGGUGACCGAGGCCAUCCAGCUGUGGACAGCUCUCCCUGACGUUGAUAAACAGCGGGUCAACUAUCAGCCUCGACAUCAGCCUCAGCUGAGACAUGGGCGCUUUAAGGCACCGAAGCGGUCCGGAGUCACACCGGGUGUGGAGAGUGUGAAACGGUGUCUGAUUGGACAUCCUGGGGGUCCAGCACAGUGGCCCAGCACUAGCCGCUUGGUUGAGGCCAUUUGUAUGAAGCUGUGUGCUUUACACAAGUCACCGACCAAGAAGGCUGGAGUUUCCACCCCCAGGUGGUCUAACAUCCUUUCAGAUUACCACCACAUCCGAGAGCUGGUGCUUAACAGUCGAAGGCUGAUGGAUGAAACAAUGAUCCAGCUGUUUGAGCUGAACCAGAGGACACUCAUUCAGUGGUAAGCAAGGCACAUUAUUUGGUUCCAGUGAACUGAAUAUUUCUGUACACACACAC